Molecule: messenger RNA, 1727 nt
Organism: Daucus carota subsp. sativus
Lineage: Eukaryota; Viridiplantae; Streptophyta; Magnoliopsida; Apiales; Apiaceae
Product: wax ester synthase/diacylglycerol acyltransferase 4
Exons: 5
Coding region: 203-1582 (459 amino acids)
Biological process (GO): triglyceride biosynthetic process
Cellular component (GO): plasma membrane
Molecular function (GO): diacylglycerol O-acyltransferase activity
Source: RefSeq, a predicted model, not a curated record
AUAGAAAUGAAGUUAAAUCUGUUUAUGAGAGUCGGAACAUGAUAAUAAAUUAGAGACGAAGAGAAUAUGGUAUACGCAAUGCACAAUAAUGUAGUAUUCGUAUACGGCAAUGUAUAAGGACGUGUAGUAUAAAAGUACCCAUGGGAACAUGUUUACUGUUUAGUGAGUUUGGGGCAGACUUUGAGGAGCGACAAGCUGGAAAAUGGAGUAUGGGGAAGAAGAGCCCGUAAGUCCUACCGGACAAUACAUGAGCAGUUCUGUGCUGAAUUUAAUCACACUUGCUUUUUUGGAGUUUCAAGUUCCCAUUGAUGAUCUACAAAUUUUGGAUCUCAUCAAGGAUCAGUUCCUGCCCAUUAAUCCACGCUUUUCCUCUAAGAUGGCAGAAGACGAGAGUGGGCUGAAGAAAUGGAAGCGGGUGGAAGUAGACCUCCAGGAGCAUGUCAAAAUUCCAAAAUUUCCGCCAUCAGAAUUUGUCUAUGAUGAGUAUUUGGAUGAAUAUGUAGCAGAAAUAAGCAUGAAUCCACUCUCAAGAACGAGGCCCCUCUGGGAAAUUCAUGUAAUAAAGUACAAAACAAGCAAUGCAGCAGCAACAGUGAUAUUCAAACUCCACCAAGCACUAGGGGACGGCUAUUCUCUCAUUGGAGCUCUGCUUUCUACACUCAAAAGAGCUGACGAUCCUUCGCUUCCUUUGACAUUUCCGUCCCGUCAAUCGAGCUCGAAGGUGAACCAAAAUAAUGCUGUAAAUAUACUCAAACGGGCGACUAAGGUUUUCUCUGGUAUUGUGGACACUGUGCUGGAUUUUGGAGGUUUUUUGGUUAGGGGUGAAGAUGAUCCGACUCCGAUUCGGUCAGGUAAGCAAGGGGUGGAGUUUCAGCAGUUGGAAUACACUACUCUUACAUUUUCUCUUGAUCAGAUUAGGCAAGUCAAGGACAUCUUGAAAGUGACGGUCAACGACUUGAUAAUGGGAAUAAUCUUGUAUGGGAUUCGAGUGUACAUGAGAGGAGAAAAGCACGAAUCCAUGAAAGCAGCCGCGACAGCAAUGCUGUUGUUUAAUACGAGGAGCGUUGAGGGGGGGUACAAUUCAGUUUCUGAGAUGUUGAAACGUGAUUCAGCAAUGCCAUGGGGAAACCAGAUUACCGCUACUCAUGUUAACAUCCCCAAAUUAAUGGCCAAGACUAAUUCCUAUUCAGAGCUCGAAGAGUUUGUACUGAAAAUACACGAAUCAACCCAAAGAAAGAAGAACUCUUCGGCUAUCUUUCUGACUGGGCUCUUUAUUGAUGGUGUCAGAAAAUUUAAAGGCUCUGAGGCUGCAGCUAGGUUCAUACAUUCGGACAUCAGGAAGUCGAGCCUAGUUUUAUCAAACUUGAUCGGACCAAUGGAACAAAUGGCUUUGGCUGACCACCCUGUGAAAGGCUUGUACUUCACUUUUUCUGGUGCUCCACUGAGUCUAGGCAUGAAUGUUAUAAGUUACAUGGGGAAUUUAAGGGUUGCAAUUGCAUCAGAGAAAGGUUUCAUUGAUCAACUGAAGCUAAAGGCAUGCGUCCAGGAGGCUUUUGAUACCAUCUUUGCAUCUCUUCUUUAGUAAAAUUAACUUGUAAUUGCGUUAUUCGUUUGUUGUUGAAUAGUAACAUAUAUGAUCAGUUUAUGGUCUCCGCUGAGGCGCUGACACCUUCAGAUUUUUGUUGAUUAUAUAGCAUGGUAUGAUAUGAGGGCUCGGUUUUAUAUCA